AUGGCACGGCCUACAGGAACGAACGCAGAGGCCAGUACCAUCGGGAGUUCCAUCUGCGCCGAGCGUGCGGCCAUGUGCAAGCUUCGCGAGGAGAGCAACUGCAAACGCGUGACGAAGGUUGUCGUCGUUACGGACCACCAACACCCUUUGGCGCCCGGCGUGUUGUGCAGGGAGUUCCUCUCUGCCCACCUCUGUCCGUCCACUCCGGUCAUCAUGUCCGGCUCCGGCGAAGCCAUUGUCCCGGGCGGGCUGCUGUACGAGGAGCCAAACCUCAAGCCUUCGCCGGAUUCGGCUAAGAAUGGCGGGGGUGCUACCGGCUCAGGAGCGCUCGUUGCUGGGGAGGCGGCGGUAGAUACCUGCGGCUGCGAGGCAGCACCACCAGCUGGCGACGGGAGACACGCAGGGGCAGCGACACCGGCUGCGGCAAGUCCUUCUCCUUCCUCUUCGUGCGAUACACGCAUCUUAGCGGCGAGUGCCGGGAAGGGCGAGGGAGAAGGGCGAGUCCAGUCAGGAGGAAACGAGGGAGCUGCGCCUGCGCCGGUGGAUGUGUCCACCGUCGGACAACUGUACCCGUGGAAGAACAUGUACGGGGUCACGGAGAGAGGAGAGCAGCUUAAGCUUGGCUUCCUGGCGCAGCAGAAAGCGGAAGAGUUGUCGGAUCCGAACCUGGCAGAGCGAGUAGGGCUAGAGAGCGGUGUCGUGGAAGCCUACGACGCCGCGUGGAGAGCAACUGCCGGAGACGACAAAGACGAUAUUCAUCCCAUAAGGUACGCGGCGGUGGCCCUGUUCUCUGAUGGGGAAGCUGAGAUAACUCACCAGCUGAAGGCCUUCGAGUACGGCGCAUCUCUAGACCCGGUGACUCUUCUCGCUCCCGCGAUGAUGAGGCGUGCCAAGGAUGGGAUACGGACUUCUUGGGUGCUUUUGGUUGACCAAUUCGGCAACUUGCAUGCGCCAUUCGCCCAAGCCCGGACGUUUCUUUCUGAGCAUGGGUUCGGAGAGACGAAAGUCGCCAUCCACGAGGCAGGCGGCGGCGUGGUUGUGAUCAAGGCCAAAGCUCUCCUUGAGGUCGCGCCCGAGAGUGAUGAUCAGCCGGCACAGGCACGACAGUGAGCAGGGAUAUGGGUGCGUGGCCAUGGAGAAGACGAUGAAGCAUGCGAGCAAUUCGGAGGAAGGGCCAAGGAUACGGUACCCAGCGACUCUAACUCUGCCCUGCAAGCACGUGCGCGUCGAUGGAUCUGGCGAAGCACGGCGGUUCCACGCUGGUGUCUACACGAGUGCCUUCUCUCAACAGUUCAAUCCGUGAGACCCAAGCCUUCCGCGCGCCGCCCCUCGCCACCCCCCGUUACCGUCAGCGUCGGCAGACAUCAGCGCGUUCGAGCUCCAUCUGCAGCAGCUGUACCUCUACUACAAGGCGAGGCGAAGGCGAGGGCAGGCCGUGCUAGUUGUGUCUUCAGCCUGGGCCUGCUACAACGUUAGCGUCUGGGUCAGGGGCUGGAUGGAAUCGGGCGGUCACUCGUGGUUUCUGCUGGUGAACACCGUGGGCAGCGUCUUCCUAGUGAGUGCUUGCUUGAAGUCCACUUAUCGAGACAGCCAGCUCUACGUGCCGCACAGGUACGAGGAGAGCUCGAACGGCAUUCUAAGUUUGCUGGGGUUGUGCUUCGCCGGAGGAAAGGAGCGCUCGCUCCGAAGGCGGACCGUGCCUCCGCCAACCAAAGCGAGGGGUGGGGGCAGCGGGGACAACAACCGGGAUGAUUCGGGCAGAGGGAGAAGAAAUCGGUGACAAGCGCGUGCGCUGCAGAGCUAGGCGUCCCCCCUCCUUUCCAAGCGCCUGGGCAGCGGCAUUCCUUCAACACAGCAGCCCGCCUUGCUUGUGCCUUGUGUUUGUGGGCUUGGGGUUGUUGUGUCGUUCUACGAUCAUGAGCGGUUCGCGGCUAGUGGCAGAGGGGGCUUCGCUGACACCCACGGAGAGCACGAUGAGUUGGACGUUAGUUUGAAACAGCAGCGUCAUAGUUCUCGGCGUGUUUGUGUGUGUGCUUUGCAACACGCACUCAGGCGGCAACAUAAUUCUGAAACUGCUGUGUUUUUUC
This is a messenger RNA of Ectocarpus siliculosus, 2087 nucleotides long. The record is from the annotation of a GenBank genome assembly. Lineage: Eukaryota; Phaeophyceae; Ectocarpales; Ectocarpaceae.